AUGUCGCUAACUCCCGAACAAACCGAAAUCAUCAAGGCCACCGUGCCUGUCGUUAAAGAGCAUGGCAACACCAUCACCACCGUUUUCUACAAGAACAUGCUCGAAGCCCACCCCGAGCUGAACGCCAUCUUCAAUACCACCAACCAGGUCAACGGUCACCAGCCCAGCGCCCUCGCCGGUGCCCUCUUCGCCUACGCCUCCAACAUCGACAACCUUGGUGCCUUGGGCCCCGCCGUCGAACUCAUCUGCAACAAGCAUGCCUCGUUGUAUAUCCAACCCGAGCACUACGGCAUCGUUGGCAAGUUCCUUCUCGAAGCGAUGGGACAGGUCUUGGGUGAUGCCCUGACUCCGGAGAUCCUCGACGCCUGGACCGCUGCCUACUGGCAGCUCGCCAAUCUGUUCAUUGGUCGCGAAAGUGAUAUAUAUAAGCAGAGUGAGGGAUGGACACAAUGGCGCGAGUUCAAGGUUGCGCAGAAGGUCCCCGAGUCCGCGGAGAUCACCUCGUUCUACCUCAAGCCCGUCGACGAGAAGCCUUUGCCCCGCUUCCGUCCUGGACAGUACAUCUCCGUCCAGGUGCAGGUUCCUCAGCUUGAAUACCCUCAGGCCCGCCAAUAUUCCCUCAGCGACAUGCCCCGCGAUGAUUACUACCGCAUCAGCGUGAAGAAGGAGACGGGUCUCAACACAGCUAAGCCGGAGGCCAAGGUCAACCCGGGUUACGUCUCGAACAUUCUGCACGAGACCGUCAACGAGGGUGAUGUGAUCGAGGUGUCGCACCCUUGCGGUGACUUCUUCCUGGCGGAACAUGAGCCGUCGCACCCCGUCGUCCUCAUCGCGGCCGGUGUGGGUCUGACGCCAUUGACCUCGAUGCUCAACACAUUAACCUCCACCCCCGCGGACUCUCAGCGCAAGAUCCACUUCAUCCACGGUGCCCGGACCACUUCCGUCCGCGCCUUUAAGGACCAGAUCAAAUCUCGCGCUGAGCAGCUCCCCAACCUCCAGGCCACCUUCUUCACCAGCUCCCCGUCCGCAGACGAGAAGCAGGGCGUCGACUACGACGUCCAGGGACGCAUCGAUGUGUCCAAGAUGGAUGCCAACAAGGAUUUGUUCCUCGACAAUGCUCAGACUGAGUUCUACAUUUGUGGUCCUACUGCAUUCAUGAAUGACAUCGCCAACAGCCUGAAGGCUCGGGCUGUUACCUCGGAGCGUGUCCACAUGGAAUUAUUCGGAACUGGCGGCGUGCCUGUUUAG
Molecule: messenger RNA, 1248 nt
Organism: Aspergillus glaucus CBS 516.65
Lineage: Eukaryota; Fungi; Ascomycota; Eurotiomycetes; Eurotiales; Aspergillaceae
Gene: fhpA
Product: flavohemoprotein
Exons: 1
Coding region: 1-1248 (415 amino acids)
Biological process (GO): nitric oxide catabolic process; cellular response to nitrosative stress
Cellular component (GO): intracellular anatomical structure
Molecular function (GO): heme binding; nitric oxide dioxygenase [NAD(P)H] activity; oxygen binding
Source: RefSeq, a predicted model, not a curated record